Molecule: messenger RNA, 4630 nt
Organism: Cyclopterus lumpus (lumpfish)
Lineage: Eukaryota; Metazoa; Chordata; Actinopteri; Perciformes; Cyclopteridae
Gene: ccser1
Product: coiled-coil serine-rich protein 1
Exons: 11
Coding region: 231-3239 (1002 amino acids)
Source: RefSeq, a predicted model, not a curated record
GAGACUCCACGUCACUGAGGUGUAAUAUCGGCGUCAGUGCAACGCGCAGUGCCACCUCCAGUGCCAUUCCGGUGCCGCUGUACACGUCGAGACGUCCUCGCCUCGGUGGCGAUAACUCGCAUGACCCACAAAAAAGCGAAGAUAUAUUCCGCCGUUUUCCGCACCGAGCGGCGUCGGUCGAGGCACCGGGAACCCCCCGCAGAAGAGUGCCCCGCUGCCUCGGCUUCUAAAUGGGUGAAUCAGGGUCACGCCGGUCCACGCUCGUGUCCCGCCUGCCGAUCUUCCGCCGCAGCAGCAGUAAGAGGCAGGAGUCUCUCCCCUCCUCUCCAUCUUCAGGCGGACAGAGCAAUGGCGUCCACACCUCUUCGCCCUCCAGCACCAACUCCAGUUCCGGCAGUACCGGGAAACGCCGGAGCCUUUUCCGAGCCCCCUCCCUCAGUUUCUCAGCGAAACGGAACAGUGAUCCACGUGUCCAGCCUAUCAACCUGAACCUCACCCCCCCGCUGACGCAGAGCACCGACGCGAAUGGGAAUAACCAGCAGACGACGCCAGGAGUCAGCGAGGGUGCCGGGCGACCCAAGUCACGGCACUCGUUUGGGUUCGGCAGCCACAAGCAAAAGAAGAUCACGCGCUCUCAGACCGAGGAUUUUGAAAAAGUGUCCUCUUCCUCCUCCACAGCCAAUCGAAAUGUGUUUAUAAAGUGCAUCAGCGGCUCGGGGGCCAACGAGGGCGACGACUCUGGGUUCCUCGACGACUACAGCGUCGGGGGGAGUAAUAACACCAAACGGUCGUCACGGAAGAAACAGCUGCUGCCCAAGUCAUUCUCAGCUCACCACCGCUUCUCCCGGACCUCGGAUCACCACAGACCUCCUGAAGUGAAUCUGGAACCCCCGAGCUCCACCAAUAUAGCUCCUCCGGGGGCAGGAGGGCUCUCCCCAGGGUCGGGGUCAGGAGAGUUGCCUGGUGCCGGGGGUGAAAGCUCACUCCAGUCCCCUAUGAUAUCAGAAGACCAGACCACAGCCAUCACCCCUUCAGAGUUCAUCCCUAUCACAGAGGAUUCUGCAUCCGAGGUGGACGCCCUGCCAACUCCCAGCCCCGGACCUGGUUUCGCCCCAGGGUCCACCUCUGUGCCCGGGCUGCCUAUUGACACACCUCCACCUGAACCUCCGCCUGCUCCCGAGAACUUCAGCUUGGCUGUCUCCACCUCCCAGGUUUUCUUCACUGCGGCCCAGUCCAGCACUGAGAAACCUUUACUCCCUGACACCAGCACCGCAAACAACACCGACUACGAGACCGCCAUUUCCCUCUCAGAGCCCGAGACAGCUGUCCCCUGUCUGCCUCUGCGGGAACAAUCACUGGAAGAGAGGCAGGAAAGAGAGGAGGAGAGAAAGGAAGCGCAGGAUGAGGUGUCAGCAAAGGAGAGGAUGGAGCUGGUGGAGGAGAGGAAGGCCAGUUGCCGCAAAGAGACCACAAGUGAGAGCGAGGCCUGUGUGGCACGCAGCGAGGGUUGUCACUCUAAUCCAGAGCAAUCGGAACGAAGGGCGAGAAACGUGCGCUCCAUUCAAGAACGAGGAAGCUUCUGUGGCUGCCACGAACCGAGGUCCUCUCAUUUGAGGAAACCACAUGCAGCCUCUCUGUGUAGCAGUGUCAGCCCCUAUCACGAGGUGAUGCGGAUGGAGAGGCGUCUUCGCUCCUCGUCUGAGGGGGCAGGUGGGCCUCGUAUCCAUGGAAACCAAAGAGAUGCCCCGGGCAUGGAGGGAUGUGGUCUGCUCAAACAGAGAAACAACUCCUCAUCCUCCAAACUGGGAAGUCUGGAUGUUUUAAACUACCUGGGUUCAUCAGAGCUGGAUGAAGAUGACCUCAUGUUGGACCUGGACCUUUCUGACGAUCAGCGACAUCGACACGUGUCCAGAGAAGACUCGAGCCAGUCCCUGGCCUCUUGUCUCAACCUGCUCCCCUCCCCCAUGGACCCAUCAGGAGAGCGCAUCCCAGGGAGAGAAAACAAUCAAAGGGAGCCCAGUCGUCCGACCAGCCUGCUGCCUGCUGACUGGAGCUCAGGGCUGGCUUUGGGGAGGGAGGAUGAGCCCUUACCGCCGGGGCUGGAGACCUUUCCACUCCGGCUGAUGCAGCAGGACUGCACCGCUGUCAAAACCCUGCUCUUAAGACUGAGACGGACACUGCAGGAGAGCACAGAGACGAGUCCUGCCAGCAGCCUCCAGUCUCUACCCAUCAGCCCCUGCAGUGAAAAAUCCCUUCCAUUUAAGGAGCCCGGCAGAGAGGAGGCCGUGCUGCAACAGCUGAGAGAGAAGGACGAACUGAUUCUCAGACUCCUCAAUGAACUGGAGAGUGCCAAAGCUGCCCAGAAGAUGAAAGACUGCCAAAUGACUGACCGCGCAACACAGACAGAACACAUGGGACCAGAGACCAGUCAUCCAGGCCGGUGGUCAGGACUAGGCAGCAGCAUCCUGGCUUCAAGGGACCGAAGGGUAGUGCGUGGAGUGGGGGCAGCACUCGGAGGGGACCUCUGUAACCAGCACCUCCCCCACCACUAUCCAUCUCUGCACGGCCGCCCACCAGCCUCUGAACGACACGCUGCCAGGGAGGAGCGCCACUGCCAGGGCGUCUUGGCACAUUCCACGGCCCGUAACCCGGCUCCCAAUUUGGCUCCGGCCCCCUCCAACUUGUCCUGUGCCACUUCUGCCGCGUCAGCCCAAACCUCACUCGCUACUCCAGCCCAGCUUCCAGUUUCACACCUGGGCCACAGUCCAAAUCAAUGCCCAGGCUCCGGUUCGGCGGGCGCUAAACACAACGCAAUACCAUCUCUGUCCUCCAGGUGGCCUGAAGGGGUGUCCUCCUCUUCUGAGUCCUUAACUCCAGGGGCAGGAGGUGGAGUGAGUCUAUCAGGUGGGGCGAGGAGAGGAGGAGGAGGAGUAGAGCACCAUCCCCCGAGCCAUAUCCCUCGUGUAGUCGGGGCCAGCGCCUCAUCAAGCCUCCACAGUCUUGCAAGCAGAGAGAGCCCCUCCCCGAGCAUCUCAUCGCCCGUCCAAACCUCCCCUCCGCCUCCAACUCCUUCCCCGGCGUCCUCUUCCUCCUCCUCCUCUUCCUCCACGUUUACAGGUCGUUUGGGUCAACCACCUCGAGGCCCUCUGUCUCUGCAUAGCUACAGUCGUAAAAAUGUCUUCCUCCAGCAUUCCCUACAGACUGCCGAACUGCAAGCGCUGACGCAGAGAGACAGCUGAGGGCCCACAAACAUUCACGCCAUCCGUAUUGACUUGAGCGACAAAAAGUGUGACUUUAUAUUUAAACUGCUGCUCCGAUUCCUCCCGAAUCAUCAACCACACGCGCUUACAAUCACGCUCGUCCCUCUUUACAAUCCGGACCAACCGUUUGCUGACAUAUUAUUCAUAGUUUUGCUCAUUUUGACACACUCACAUGCCAGGUUACACACACACACACACACUCACCUGUCUUUGAGUAUGAAAAAGGCACUCACCGGUCGAUCAGAACUCCCACGUAGUGUCACACUGACAGUUUAGAUGUGCUUACGCCCACAGACACACACAGUGCACAGAGACUCACAGCCUCAUAUCCAUGCACACAUACACAGAUCUAGUCACACACACACACACACACACACGCUCUCACACAGAGACAUCACCUGUGAUAUAUCUGCCUCACAGUCUGCACAAAAAACAGUACGGUAACGCAGAGAUGAGGUUUGUUUUGUGAUGUUUUAAAAAUAUAUAUAUAUAUUUAUUUGAUCAUCUUUUAAAAGUUGAAAUAUGUGCUGCUUAAUGAAAUAUGGGAAUCAUUUGCGUCGUUCAGGAAAUAUCUUCACAUUGCCAAAAUCCUUCAAUCAGAUCAUCUCCUCAUUCCUUGAUGUCCACUAACAGAAGUCCAGAUGAAAAGACAAAUGUUUAGAUGAACGUCCACAAUCAUGAACCUUUUACUGCAUGCUUUUUAGAAAUUAAGGAGAACACAGGUGACACAAUAGGGAUCUGGGCAACUUUUACAGUCUUUUAAUAAGUUUUCAGUAUCAACCCUCAUCUCAGUGUUUCAAGAAGGGAAUCGAACAUGCCAAAACCUCGAAGAAGCCUCUUGAUUGUUUUUGAGUGCUUAUGCUCACAUGAAUAAGACAUUACAAUAACGUUUGGCUUAUUACUGGACCACUGGUUUUCAUAGAACUACAAUGAUGCAUUAUACACAAGAAUCAAUGUGUAUCUGCAAUAUUAGAUGAGUUACAGUACAGACAUGAAGAGUUUCAUUCUAAAAUAAGAUAUGUGGACUCCACUAAAGCUUUAUGAGCGAACUUUAUCAAAACACCCGAAAAUGAGACCAACCACACAAGUUUUAGGAUUUGGCACAACCUGCACGAUGUAUUUAUUGAGGAUCAAAGUAUCAGGUUUUGGAACGAAGCCCUUCAAAUCUCCUUUAGGGCUGGGUAUCGAUCAGGGAACUCGUUGUGCUUUGCUAAAUGACAAAACCAAUAACCAGUUUUGUGAUUCAAAGGGAACGCUGUUUGAAAUAAUGUCAUUGCAGUGGACUGGUUCUGGUCGAGGGAACGUAAUACUGCACACACAGUUGUUUACUUGAUGAAAUAAAGAACCAUAACCGACCCAUUUUAUCAGCA